Messenger RNA from Oldenlandia corymbosa var. corymbosa, 2381 nucleotides. The record is from the annotation of a GenBank genome assembly. NCBI's taxonomy places the organism in Eukaryota, Viridiplantae, Streptophyta, Magnoliopsida, Gentianales, Rubiaceae.
ACAACUUUUGAAACUCAAUCUAAACUAUUUUAGAGGUGAUAUCUAAAAUGAUUUCCCCUUCGUGUUGAUGAAUGCACCUGUUACUCUUCCAGCAUUUUUAAAUUGCAUUACACUCACCGACUCAAUAAUCACCAUCAUCCCACAAAUUCUGAUCGAGAAGGGUAUAAAAGACGAUGCAACCACAAAAGCUGCAUAUAAAUUUCCCUCUCGUUUUAAUUUUUUCCUUUCGCUUUUGAAAAUUAAAAUAAGAAAAAAAGAAAUUGAACAUGUUUACUCUCCGAAUUCACUCCGUCGAUUCCCCUCAGCGCCUCCCGAUCACGGUCACCUACGCCGCCGUCGCCGGCGGUUUAAAACCUAGCAAUAGCGGCUCAAAGGAUGAUAUCUCUCUUUCCGCCACCGAAGUCCGAGGAAUUCCGCACCUCUUCCGCCUCCUUCCCCCCUCCACUCCGCCAUGUGCUGCCACCGGCAUUUCGAACCCCUCCCUCCGCUCCACCCACCUCUUUAUCGUCGCCGUUCCCAACUAUAUGUCCGUCGAUGACUUCAUCCUCUUCUGCGGCAACGAAGUUAAUCACUUCCAAGAGAUUCGCUUCCUCAGGAAUGAUGGGGUGGAAGAUAGAUAUAGUGUGCUGAUCAGGGCUGAAGACCCAUUGGCUGCGGAGGGGUUCUAUCGUAGUUUCAAUGGGAAAAGAUUUCGACGUUUCGAGGCUGAAGUGUGCCAUAUAUACUUUACUCAAUCUGUUGAGUACUUUGACUCGGCUGAGAUUGCCAGUACUCCACCUGCUGGUUUUACAGAAUUGCCAACUUGUCCCAUUUGUCUUGAGAGGUUGGACCAAGAUACAAGUGGAAUCCAAGUUACUCUUUGCGAUCAUUACUUUCAUUGCUCAUGUGUUUCAAAAUGGACUUAUCAAUCAUGUCAGGUUUGCCGACUUUGCCAGCAGGAGGAUGAGAAGCCAACCUGUGCUGCUUGUGGAACGUUACGGAACCUCUGGAUCUGUCUUAUUUGUGGUUUUGUGGGAUGUGGGAGGUACCAAGAGGGGCAUGCUAUUAGGCAUUGGAAUGACACAAAGCAUCACUUCUCCCUUGAAUUGGAAUCACAACAGAUAUGGGAUUAUGUAGAGGACAAAUAUGUUCACCGGCUAAACCAAUCAAAAGCUGAUGGAAAGUCUGUUUCGAUGAACUCUCCCCUUGUUUCAAGUGAUGUUGGAUGUGGUACAUGUCAUUUUGAAGGGGAUUCGGGACUUAAUACUGCGCUUUUCAGCAGCAAAGUUGAAGCCAUUGUUGCUGAGUAUAAUGAUCUCCUUACGAACCAACUAGACACCCAGAGACAAAAUUAUGAAGCAUUGCUUGCUGAAGUGAGAACUAGCAAGGAGGGCAAUAUUACAAGAGCAGUUGAGAAAGCUAUGUUUUCAAGGAUGCAUGAGUUGCAGUCCAAAUUGGAUAGCUGCGAAGAGGAAAAGAAUGCUGUUGCCCAGAAAAACAAGGAUUUGAUUAAAAAGCAGGAAUUACUACAACUAGAGUACAAGAACGCUGAGGCCAAGUAAGUAAUGUAGACAAUCACCGGUCACCUUUUUGGUGUUUUCUUUCGUUAUCCUUGUGAAUUAUUAUUAAUCAUGAUGUUUCCCUUAAUUAUCAAUCUGAUUGUAAGACUUCUGGAACUGGUUCUGGCUUUGUUUGUAGCCUUUAUGUCCCCUACAAUUGAGAGCGCUCUGUUGCAAUUUUCAAUAACUGCAUUGUGCAGAUUGUUUAACACCACGUGGAUUCGUUUUCUUGGGUUCAUUUUCUUCUUGAUUUAGUCUGUGAAAUUGUAUAAGUUGGCAUUUAAGUGUUUUUGAUGUUACUUAAACUCGUUUGUGCUCUUGGGGAUGUUUCAGGUAUAGUUCACUGACGAAAUCUGUAGAUGAAAAGAUUUUGGAUCUGGAGGAACAGGUAUUUCCAUCUAUUUUUGUUAUUAAAUAUUUCUAGCUUUUCAAUACUAAUUGCAUUGGCCUGUGAUUUCAGAUUAGAGACUUGCAAGUUUAUCUUCAGGCUCAAAAGAUGAUUGCUGCCUCGGCUGAUUCAGAAGGGCUUAAAGAUAGUACUGUUCUACCAGUCGAGCCAAGCCGCCAGUCUGCAGGUAGUUCGAGAAGGCGCCAAAAGUCUGGUAGAAGAAAGGGCUAAAAGGACUACACCUUCCCCCAGCUCCAAAACUUUUUGUACCCUGCCUGACACUUAAUUCAUAAAAUCGUUGUUUGCAUGAGGCGGGACUGCGGGAGGAGUAUUUCUCUAUCAUCUUCUAAGCUGUGUAUUCUGUAAAUUGCAUCAUACAAAUUUUAUAUAUAGAAGUGGGAUUAUGCGCUCAACCCCUCAAAUUUUUAUGAGUGUGUGUGUGUGUGUGUGUGUGU